Messenger RNA from Cornus florida, 2957 nucleotides. RefSeq names its product sterol 3-beta-glucosyltransferase UGT80B1. Lineage: Eukaryota; Viridiplantae; Streptophyta; Magnoliopsida; Cornales; Cornaceae. Gene Ontology annotation, molecular function: UDP-glycosyltransferase activity; hexosyltransferase activity. The record is from RefSeq and is a predicted model, not a curated record. The transcript has 15 exons. The coding region runs from base 534 to 2648 and encodes 704 amino acids. Gene Ontology annotation, biological process: carbohydrate metabolic process.
AAAGUUUUUCUCCUUUUAUGGCCUUUCGAUCUUUCUUUCUCCUGAAAAUUUUGCGUUAUAAUCCAUAAUUUACAUAAAAAUCUUUCUUUAUAGCUAUUAGGUAUCUCACUCACUUGCUCACAUGCUCUUUCGAAACCCAACAAAGCCGGAAACUUCCUGUACCAAGACAACCUCUUACUGUUUCUCGUCAUCACUUUCCCACGAAACAAACAACAUUUCUAAGCUCUACUCUUUGCCUUAGUCGCGAAGUUUGAGGUCAAUUACUAUUCUUGAAGAGUAUUAGCCUAAGGGGUCUUCUGGGUUUGAGUUUGUUUUCAGCUAUUCGGCUUGUUCGGUUAUCACACUGAGUAAAUUUGGAUUUUAAGAACUGUUCUCGAAGGGUUUUGAAAAUUUGGGGGUUAUGAUUGUCUUGAGUUUGUUUGCUUGGGCAGCUUUAUUGUUGAUGAAUUCGUGAAUUUGGACAUUGAGAAUUGCUACUGGGGUGAUUUUGGAGUUAUAACUCUGGUGGGUUUCUAUUGCUUGAGACCCAUCAGAUGAAAAUGAAUAGCAAUGGGAUUGCAAACUCGCGGAAAGAUUUAGAAAAGGGGGAUAAAACUAGCCGGGAGGUGCAGAAUGGUUCUGGUGAGACUGAUGGUGUUGAUGGAUCAACAGAAUUGGCAACGAAGUCUGUGGACAAACAAUUUAAUGCUGGUGUUUUUGAAGGGGCUGAGGGUCGGAGUACAAGUUCAUUUGAAUUGGAAAUUAAAUCUGCAGACCAACAGUUCAAUGCUGGUUCUUCUCAUGGGGCAGGCAAUCAGGGGACAAGUUCAUUGUCAAUGGAAACUAAGUCUUUGGAUGAGCUGUUGGAUGUGGGUUCUACACAUAGGGCAAGCUCUCAGAGGAUAAAUUCGUUGCGGCGUUCAUCGGUUCUAGAGAUUUCUCAAUCGAAAGAUUCGCCCGCCAGUCCUUCUCAAGCAAACUUUCGGAAGGGCUUGGAUCAUUGCAUCACGGCUCCUGUGGGCACUCACAAAGAUUCCUUGAUUGAAAGCCUUGAUCUUGGAUUUUAUAGGUCCAUGACUGAGAAGAGGGAGAGUUCAAGACAUGACCUAAAAUUGGAUAGACUAACAGAACGUGAAAAGAAACAACUCAUUGUGAACCUAGUAAAGAUCCAAAAUGAUGGGACAGUGGAGGUUGAUCUAACGAAGGGUGCACCUGUAGCUUCCGAACUGUUAGAAUUUCACUCCUUUGAAGGGACGCCUACUAAUAUCGAUUAUAUUACCACUGAGUUCAACAAAUCAAUUCCAACUCUGAAAAUUACAAUGCUUAUCGUUGGAACGAGAGGAGAUGUUCAGCCUUUUUUGGCUAUUGCAAAGAGACUUCAGGAGUUUGGUCAUCAUGUUAGAUUGGCAACUCAUGCUAACUUCCGUACUUUUGUAAAGGCAGCUGGUAUAGAUUUUUACCCUUUGGGCGGUGACCCUCGAGUUUUGGCAGGAUAUAUGGCCAGAAAUAAAGGUUUCAUUCCAUCAUCACCAGGAGAAAUAUCUAUACAAAGAAAGCAACUAAAGGCCAUUAUUGAAUCUCUUCUUCCAGCAUGCACAGAAGCAGAUAUGGAAACUGGAGAGCCUUUUAGAACUCAGGCCAUUAUUGCAAACCCUCCUGCUUAUGGACAUGCACAUGUUGCUGAAGCUCUGGGUGUGCCCCUUCACAUCUUCUUCACAAUGCCUUGGACGCCGACAUAUGAAUUUCCUCACCCAUUGGCACGCGUACCUCAAAGUGCUGGUUAUUGGCUUUCUUAUAUAGUGGUGGAUUUGCUGAUAUGGUGGGGCAUAAGAAGCUAUAUCAAUGACUUCAGAAAGAGGAAGUUGAAGCUUGCUCCUAUUGCAUACUUCAGUACAUAUAAUGGAUCGAUAUCUCAUUUGCCAACAGGAUAUAUGUGGAGUCCUCAUGUUGUGCCAAAGCCGAGUGAUUGGGGCCCCUUGGUCGAUGUUGUUGGUUAUUGUUUCCUAAACCUUGGGUCAAAGUAUCAACCUCGUGAAGAGUUUGUUCAAUGGAUUCAAAAAGGACCCAAACCUAUAUAUAUUGGGUUUGGGAGCAUGUCACUUGAAGAUCCCAAGAAAACUACAGAUAUUAUUUUGGAGGCACUGGAAAAUACAGGACAGAGGGGAAUAAUUGACCGAGGUUGGGGGAAGCUUGGUACUCUUCCAGAAGUUCCUGACAACGUUUUCCUCCUAGAGGAUUGUCCUCACGAUUGGCUGUUUCCUCAAUGUUCAGCUGUGGUGCAUCAUGGAGGUGCUGGAACCACAGCUACAGGACUAAGGGCUGGGUGUCCAACAACCAUAGUGCCAUUCUUUGGAGAUCAGUUCUUCUGGGGUGAGAGAAUUUUUCAGAAAGGACUGGGAUCCUCUCCAAUCCCUAUAUCUCAGCUCAGCAUUGAAAGCCUAUCAGAUGCUAUACGAUUUAUGCUCGAGCCAGAGGUGAAAUCUCGUGUAAUGGAAGUUGCAAAGUUGAUAGAGAAUGAAGAUGGUGUUGCAGCUGCAGUCGAUGCAUUUCACCGGCAUUUGCCUCCAGAGCUACCCUUACAAACUGAAUCUUCAGAGGAAGAUGAUCAUCCAAAUCCUUUGCAGUGGCUGUUUAUUCAAAUUGGGAAAUUCUGUUCUUGUGGUUCGUAGGUCUUAUAGCGGCAACUUACAAUGUUGUACAGUUAUGGUUUUUUUUUUUUCCUUCGUAUUCCGUGUUGUUUGCAUAUGUUCAAUAUUUCAUUCAUUUUAUUCAUGGCUUUCCUGUAUGGUUUGAAUAACAAUAAAAUGUUUACAUAGUUUCCACCUUCAUAAAGCAACUAGUGUAGGCUUCUUUUGUCUUCAGUUGUCGUUCUAAUGGGAUCAAUAUUUGAGUGUAUUAGAGUUGUAAAUUUAUAUUGGUUACUAUAAUUCAAUUCCUGGAUUUAAUCCCGGUGAUCAAUUUAUCAUUAUUUUCUUGGA